CAGCCAUGCUUCGGAGUGUGGGUGGCGUGGCUCGUGCAGCCAUGGGCGGAAUGAAUGGUGCGAGUCGGCUUGCUAUGGUGUGCGGACGGUGGUCCUCGAGCUCUGGUGCGGGGGCUGGGGCUGGUAGGACGGGUGAAGCUGGUGGUGGUGGGCCGGCGGCGGGUGGCGGCGGGCAGGCGGCGAGCGGAGGAGCAGCAGCCAACAAGCAGGUGGAAGAGUGGCAGCAAAGGGUGGACAAGUCGACAGGCGAAUUCAUCUACGUCAAUCUCAGGAGCAAAGAGGUGACGUCCAAGCAGCCGGAGUGGUACAUCCCGUACAACAAGGAGGACUCGGCUCUGGUCAAGUUCAUCAAGUUUGAUCUUGUCGGCGAUUAUGAUCUGAAGGGCAAGAAGCUCGCCGCGGUCAUCGCUGCCAUUGUUGCCGUCGGUCUGGCUCUCGACUACAAGCGGGGACAUGGGCUGUUCUACUACUUGAUGGACGAUGAAGCUCGCGCAGUUGCAGACGCCCAAGCCCGCCGCCGCCGCGAGCUUGUCACCGGUGUGCCUCAGGAUGCGUCGGGUCUCGACGACUCGUACGAGUACGAGUUUGUGGCCGACGACGACGACGAGUAUGAGUAGACGAGUAUGAGUAGCUGCUUGCUGACAAGCAUCAUCACUUUACUGCUGUCCUCGACAUAGACUCGCCCACCCGGCUACUCUUUGGAGAGCGCCUUCUUGACGUCGGAGCGCUGGUCGGCGGACGCGGCGCCGCCCUUGUUGAGCAGCGAGUGGAAGAACGAGUUGAGCACGUCCUCGGAACCAGCGCUGCCGGUGUCGCCGCCGGACGGCGUGUCGGCCUUGGCCGCUUUGGCGCCUGCGAGAAUGUUUUCGAGCGAGGGCCGGCGCCCGGGUCCGGGCUCGGCCGCCAGCGCCGCCACCGGCGUCUUCUUCUUGCCGGCCGCCAGCAAGUCGUUGAUGCCCUUGGCAAUCGGCUGUGCGUCGGCGUCGCCCGACGGGUCGGAAUCGAUAAACUCGCGGAAGCGUUGCAGGAA
Thecamonas trahens ATCC 50062 is the source of this 1030-nucleotide messenger RNA. RefSeq lists its product as uncharacterized. Bases 6 to 617 code for a protein of 203 amino acids. The transcript has a single exon. The record is from RefSeq and is a predicted model, not a curated record. Lineage: Eukaryota; Apusomonadida; Apusomonadidae.